This is a messenger RNA of Salvia miltiorrhiza (redroot sage), 426 nucleotides long. RefSeq names its product histone H4. The record is from RefSeq and is a predicted model, not a curated record. Gene Ontology annotation, molecular function: protein heterodimerization activity; DNA binding; structural constituent of chromatin. The transcript has a single exon. Gene Ontology annotation, biological process: nucleosome assembly. NCBI's taxonomy places the organism in Eukaryota, Viridiplantae, Streptophyta, Magnoliopsida, Lamiales, Lamiaceae. The coding region runs from base 1 to 312 and encodes 103 amino acids. Gene Ontology annotation, cellular component: nucleosome.
AUGUCGGGGCGGGGCAAGGGCGGCAAGGGUUUGGGGAAGGGCGGAGCGAAGCGCCACCGCAAGGUCCUCCGCGACAACAUCCAGGGUAUCACGAAGCCGGCCAUCCGCCGUCUGGCUCGCCGUGGCGGCGUCAAGCGGAUCAGCGGGCUGAUCUACGAGGAGACGCGCGGGGUGCUGAAGAUCUUCCUCGAGAACGUCAUCCGUGACGCCGUCACCUACACUGAGCACGCUCGCCGCAAGACGGUCACGGCGAUGGACGUGGUCUAUGCCCUCAAGAGGCAGGGGCGCACCCUCUACGGUUUCGGCGGUUGAUGACGUGUCUAGGGUUAGGGGUUUCUGUAAAUUUUUGUUAUAGUUUCCUUAUGAAUGAUGAAAUUCGAUGUAUGGAGAAUGAUUUCCCCUCAAUGAAAUGGUAUUAUCUAAAAA